AUGAUAAAUUGCACUCAUCAUUUUAAAAAUCCGAUCACUUUGAUAUGUGUGGCUCCUCACAAGUGCUAAUGCUAAAGGAAACUUUGUGUAAAAUGCCAAUAUGAACAUGGAGUGGAUUUGAAAUAUACCAUUCCAAUUGAAAUAUAUUAAGAAAAGGCUAUCAAUAAAUUAAAAGACUCAAAGCUUAAUGAUAUAUCUGAACUAACUAACUAAAGAAUGGCCUUUAAAGCCUUGCUCACUCAAACCGAAUAAAUGAUGGAAUAAAUGAUGAAGAAAAUUUGGGAAGAAUUGUCACAAUCUAUCAAAUAAGUAGACGAUUUGAUUGAGAAGGAAAACUAAUCAUACUUAAACCUCAUUAACGAAAAUACUAAUCUAGCUGAAUCCUCUUACACAGAUUUAGAAAAAUUAGUAAACGUUGUAGAAGGAUCGACUUUAAAUGAUUGGAAUGCUGAGAAGAAUUCUUAUAUGAAGGAGUUAGAUAAGACCAAGAGCUGGUGGGACCAACAUAUAAAGGCUUUUAUUGAGUAGUCUAACUAAGGAAUCCAAUAGAUCCAAUCAUUAAUUAAGUAAGUAUUAUAUAUACUAUCUCUAGGGAGGAUGAAGAAGAAGUUUAUUAAAUGAAGGAAGAUCUUUAUGAGAUGCUAACCUACAUCCAGGAUAUAGAUGAAUCUCUCUAUUAGAAGAUUCUUGAUAUAGUGAGAAAAGAGAAAGUUACAGACAUUAUUGGAUUCCUGUCGAAGACAAACAAUCAACAGUUUUUUGAAUCUUUAAACUACAAGUAAGAGAAUAUCAUGGUGAUCAAGAAGUAAGUAAAGAAAAUAACAAAUGUCUUGGAGAAUAUUUAUGAUCAUAAAUUUUAUAAAGAUGACUAUUCUCAAGAAACAUUUGAAAAGGAAAGAGCGGAUCUGAUCAAGAGAAUAAAGGAUAACAAAGGGAUAACAUAUUUCAUCAAAUUUUUAGUACGACUAACAAGCAUAGAUGAAAAAUUUAUUCAAUGUGGAUCAAAUGGACUUAGUUUAUUAGUGGCCAUAAAGGUAGAUAUAAGGUACCAAUCCUUUGAGAAUAUCAGAAUUAUAAAUACUUCUUUAAUUGGAGGUAAUUUUGUAAGAUGCAACUUGAGUGAAUCAGAGUUUGAAAAUGUUGAAAUCAGUGGAUUGAAUUUGAAUGGUGCUAAAUUAUUUAAUUGUAAAUGGAAGAACAUAAAAGUCCAUGAAUUGAAUAAGUUGGAUGGUCAUAGUGAUACUGUUUGGUCAGUCUGUUUCUCUCCUGAUGGAUAUACAUUAGCUUCU
Molecule: messenger RNA, 1289 nt
Organism: Paramecium primaurelia
Lineage: Eukaryota; Ciliophora; Oligohymenophorea; Peniculida; Parameciidae
Source: the annotation of a GenBank genome assembly